This is a messenger RNA of Vigna radiata var. radiata (mung bean), 3561 nucleotides long. RefSeq names its product kinesin-like protein KIN-7K, chloroplastic. The transcript is spliced from 24 exons. Lineage: Eukaryota; Viridiplantae; Streptophyta; Magnoliopsida; Fabales; Fabaceae. The record is from RefSeq and is a predicted model, not a curated record. Gene Ontology annotation, molecular function: ATP binding; microtubule motor activity; microtubule binding. The coding region runs from base 229 to 3279 and encodes 1016 amino acids. Gene Ontology annotation, biological process: microtubule-based movement.
UAGCGUCUUUCUGUCUUCUUUAUCCCAAAAUUUCGGACUCUUUAGUCUCUUACUUACCACUGCUACUUUUUCUAUCUUCCAACAUAAAACCAAUUAUAAUACUAAUCAUCAUUCUCAAUCAUCACCAGAAUAAAAGUUGGAUCGAUAAUUAGCUUUUGUUAAUGACGGGCAACCGGUCCUCAUCGUCAUCGCUUCCAAGGCAAGGCAAAGGUUUGAGGAGAAGUGACAAUGGCAUCCAAACAAGGUGUGAAAUCUAGAAGGUUUGGAUUGAGUGGCUUAAAAGGUGCUAAUUCCCCUUCUUCUUCAACUACGUCGUCUUCUAAACAGGUUCUGGAUACAUCCUUUGAUGGCCAGAGCUCGCCGGCAUCUUCCUCGGCUCGAAGUAAGCAGCGGCAUUUUAAUCCGGAGACUGCAGCUGCAACGCCUCCUUUGGAGCCACAGAGAGUGAAAGAAAAUGUCACGGUGACGGUCCGAUUUCGGCCUCUGAAUCCAAGGGAAAUUCGUCAAGGAGAGGAAAUUGCUUGGUAUGCAGAUGGAGACACUAUAGUGCGAAAUGAGUAUAACCCUUCCAUAGCAUAUGCAUACGAUCGUGUCUUUGGUCCCACAACCACAACUCGUCAAGUCUAUGAUGUUGCUGCUCAACAUGUCGUUAGUGGUGCUAUGGAGGGCAUCAACGGUACGGUGUUUGCAUACGGGGUAACAAGCAGUGGAAAGACUCACACAAUGCAUGGUGAUCAAAGAUCUCCAGGAAUUAUACCCCUUGCCGUUAAGGAUGCUUUUAGCAUUAUCCAAGAGACUCCAAACCGCGAGUUUCUCCUUCGAGUUUCAUACUUGGAGAUCUACAAUGAGGUGGUUAAUGACUUAUUAAAUCCAGCAGGACAGAACUUACGAAUCAGAGAGGAUACUCAGGGCACCUAUGUUGAGGGAAUAAAGGAAGAGGUUGUACUCUCCCCUGCUCAUGCACUGUCUCUUAUUGCAGCUGGAGAAGAGCACAGACAUGUUGGGUCUACAAACUUUAACUUACUCAGCAGUAGGAGCCAUACGAUAUUUACCCUGAGUAUAGAGAGUAGUCCAUGUGGUGAAAACAGUGAAGGAGAAGCAAUAACACUUUCACAACUGAAUCUCAUCGAUCUAGCAGGUUCGGAGAGCUCUAAAGCUGAAACUACUGGCAUGAGAAGGAGAGAAGGGUCUUAUAUCAAUAAAAGUCUUCUAACACUUGGAACUGUUAUUUCAAAAUUGACUGAAGAUAAGGCUAGUCACAUACCUUAUAGGGAUUCCAAAUUGACUAGAGUACUUCAGUCUUCACUAAGUGGUCAUGGACGUGUUUCUCUUGUUUGCACCGUAACUCCAUCAUCAAGUAGUACUGAAGAGACACAUAACACAUUGAAGUUUGCUCACCGGGCAAAGUACAUUGAAAUACGGGCAUCGCAAAACAAGAUAAUUGAUGAAAAGUCACUUAUCAAGAAAUACCAACAAGAGAUUCAAUGCUUAAAGGAAGAAUUGGAACAAUUAAAGAGAGGUAUUGUCACAGUUCAACCUAAAGAUACUGGGGAUGAUGAUGACAUUGAGCUCCUAAAACAGAAGUUAGAAGAUGGUCAAGUUAAGUUGCAAUCCAGAUUGGAACAAGAAGAAGAUGCUAAAGCUGCUUUGCUAGGCAGAAUUCAACGGUUGACGAAGUUAAUUUUGGUCUCCUCAAAAGCUCCACCAUCUACAAGAUUUCCUAACAGACCUGGUCCUCGUAGAAGACACUCUUUCGGGGAAGAGGAGCUGGCAUACCUUCCAUACAAAAGACGGGAUUUAAUCUUGGACGAGGAAAAUGUUGAUUUGUAUGUUAAUCUCGAAGGAAAUGCUGCAAUAGCUGAUGAUUCUCUAAAGGGCGAAAAAAAGAUAAAGAAACAUGGACUACUAAAUUGGUUGAAGCUACGUAAACGAGAUAGUGCCUUGACAGGCACAAGUGAUAAAUCUAGUGGAGCAAAAUCAACUAGCACACCUUCUACACCUCAAGCAGAAAGCGGUAAUCAUUUGGAGUCUAGACUUUCUCAUUCUCAACCUGCAGAAAGCUCUCCCUCUGCUGAUCUUGCAUCAGAGGCAAGAGAGGAUAAAUAUAUUCACGAGGAUAGUUUAAUGGGGCAAGACACUCCUUUGACAAGCAUCAAAUCUGUUGAUCAGAUUGAUCUUCUGAGGGAGCAGCACAAGAUUUUAUCUGGAGAAGUGGCACUUCAUUCAAGUGCUUUGAAGAGGCUGUCUGAUGAAGCAACAAGAAAUCCUCAGAAUGGUCAGAUUCAUGUGGAGAUGGAAAAUUUGAAAGAUGAAAUUACAGCAAAGAGUGAACAAAUAGAUUUGCUGGAAAAACAAAUUUCUAAUUCUUUCAUUGCUUCAGACAAGAUUGAACAGUCAGGAGCUUUGCAGACUGUUGCUGAGCUGAUGGCACAAUUAAAUGAAAAAUCCUUUGAACUCGAGGUGAAAGCAGCAGAUAAUCGUAUAAUUCAAGAACAGCUUAAUCAGAAGAUUUGUGAAUGUGAAAGCCAGCAAGAAACGAUUGCCUCUCUGAAACAGCAACUUGCAAAUGCGGAGUUGAGAAAUUCCAGUCCUGUUGUCAGCCAUUCACAAAAUUUCUCAGUUACCAAAGACUAUGGUGGUGAAAUUCACCUUGACAAGGGGAAUAAGAUGAUAAACAAUUCUAAUGAAGGGAUUCAUUUGCAAGUACAGACAAAUGAGAUAGAAGAGCUGAAGCAGAGAGUGGCACAACUAACAGAAUUAAAGGAGCAGUUAGAAUUCAGAAAUCAGAAGUUGGCAGAAGAGAGUUCAUAUGCUAAAGGGUUAGCUUCAGCUGCUGCUGUUGAGCUUAAGGCACUGUCAGAAGAAGUUGCCAAACUCAUGAACCAGAACGAGAGACUAGCUGCUGAGCUAGGUGCAUCCAAGAAUUCAACCACUGAACGUAGAGCUAGUGGCACAGUCCACAAUGGGCGAAGAGAAAGCCAUGUCAGAGUUAGACGAAAUGAUCAGGGUGGAUCAAACACCAAUAUCAAGAGGGAAUUAGCCCUGAGCAAAGAAAGGGAACUUUCAUAUGAAGCUGUACUUUUAGAAAAAGAUCACAAAGAGGCCGAACUUCAAAGAAAGAUUGAGGAGUCAAAGCAAAGAGAAGCAUACCUGGAAAAUGAGCUUGCGAACAUGUGGGUCCUUGUAGCUAAGCUUAAAAAGUCACAAGGAGCUGAAACUGAAACUGAUGUUUCAGGGUCUACUAGAGAGAGUGUGCAGAUGAAUGGUUUUGAUGUUUGAUGUGAUAUUGUAAUAGUGGUUGUUGAUCCAUUAUUACAAUUUGCUUUCAAUAGGAGUGGUUUGAGAGAGAGGUGUGUAAAGAUUGUUGCUCUCUGGAAAGUGUGCUAUUUUCUUUUCCUUUUUGGUCCAUAGCCAAGCUUCGCAUUCCUUCUCCCUGCAUUCUUACCUCUAUUCUUCCAGGUGUUGAGCUAAUUUGGUUUUGGUUGACAUGUCUAAGGAAUCACAUUCAAAGCAUACAAAGUAAUGCUGCCUUCAAAUUUGCUUUCAUAAUGAACUUGCCCU